AUGCUACAGCUGUCCUGGCUGGGACUGGAGUCGGUGGCAGCCUCCCCAUGGCUGCUCCUGCUGCUGUUUGGGGCUUCCUGGCUCCUGGCUCGUGUGCUGACCCAGAUCUACACCUUCUAUGAAAACGCUCGUCACUUCCAAAGUUUCCCUCAGCCCCCCAAACAGAACUGGCUCCUUGGUCACCUGCACAUGGCCCCUCCCACGGAAGAGGGGAUGAAGAAAAUGACUCAGCUGGUUAAUACCUAUCCCCAGUGCUUUAUGAUAUGGAUGGGUCCCAUUAUCCCUAUCAUCACCUUGUGCCACCCGGACACCAUCCGACCUGUUCUCAGUGCUUCAGCUGCUGUGGCACCCAAGGACACGGUAAUCAGAAACAUCUUGAAUCCCUGGCUGGGAGAUGGGCUCUUGCUGAGUUCCGGUGACAAGUGGAGCCGUCAUCGUCGUGUGCUGACUCCAGCCUUCCACUUCAACAUCUUGAAGCCCUAUGUGAAGAUUUUCAAUGACAGCACCAAUGUCAUGCAUGCCAAGUGGCAGCAUCUGAUCUCUGAGGGCAAGAACCGUCUGGACAUGUUUGAGCAUGUCAGCCUCAUGACCUUGGACAGUCUCCAGAAAUGCAUCUUCGGCUUCAAGAGCAACUGUCAGGAGAAACCCAGUGAAUACAUUGCCGCCAUCUUGAAUCUCAGUGCCUUAGUGAUAAAAAGGGCCCGGAACCCACUUCUGCGCAUGGACUUCCUGUACCAGCUCACCCCCGAUGGAUGGUGCUUCCGUAAAGCCUGCCGCCUGGUGCAUAAAUUCACAGAUGCUGUCAUCCAGGAACGACACCAUACCCUCCCUGAUCAGGGUCUUGAUGACUUCCUCCUGGCCAAGGCCAAGUCCAAGACAUUGGACUUCAUUGAUGUGCUGCUGCUGACCAAGGAUGAAGAUGGGAAGAUGCUGUCAGAUGAGGACAUAAGAGCAGAAGCUGACACUUUCAUGUUUGAGGGUCAUGACACCACAGCCAGUGGUGUCUCCUGGGUCCUCUACAACCUGGCGAGGCACCCAGAAUACCAGGAGCGCUGCCGACAGGAGGUGAGGGAGCUCCUGAGGGACCGAGACCCUAAGGAGAUCGAAUGGGACGACCUGGCCCAGUUGCCCUUCCUGACCAUGUGCAUCAAGGAGAGUAUGCGGCUGCAUCCGCCGGUCACCCACAUCUCUCGCAGCUGUACCCAGGACGUUGUUCUUCCUGAUGACAGGGUCAUCCCAAAAGGUGUUAUCUGCAUCAUCAGUAUUUUCGGGACCCAUCACAACCCAACAGUGUGGCCGGACCCGGAGGUCUAUGACCCCUUCCGCUUCGACCCAGAAAACAUCAAGGACAGGUCACCUCUGGCUUUUAUUCCCUUCUCUGCGGGGCCCAGGAACUGCAUCGGACAGACGUUUGCCCUGAAUGAGAUGAAGGUGGCGCUGGCGCUGACGCUGCUGCGCUUCCGCGUGCUGCCCGACCACGCGGAGCCGCGCAGGAAGCCUGAGCUGAUCCUGCGCGCAGAGGGCGGGCUGUGGCUGCGGGUGGAGCCGCUGCGCGCGGAGCCGCUGCGCGCGGGCGCGCAGUGA
Messenger RNA from Castor canadensis (American beaver), 1584 nucleotides. Lineage: Eukaryota; Metazoa; Chordata; Mammalia; Rodentia; Castoridae. The record is from RefSeq and is a predicted model, not a curated record.